UCUCUUUCUUCACUAAAGCGACCACCUUCACUUAACAGAAAAAACCACCACUACUGCACUUUCCGGCGACAUGGCUGCCGCGGCCGCAGCAACCGUUGGUUCAUGCUUCUCUACUGCCACGGCUGCUACCUCAUGCAUCCGUUCGAAGUACGCGUCUUCCGAUUUUGCACUUAAAAUUUCCCUUACGCGUACAUUGCAAGUAGCCCCUAUAUCUCACUCUCUCACGACCGACUCGCUCUCUAUCGGCGCGAUCUCUCAGUCUCAGAAAUGGAGGAUAUCGAGGAUCUCUGCUUCCGUCGCACAAGAAGAGGCAGCAGCGGCAAUCCAAACGGCACCGGAGACUGUAGAGGAGGAAGGGGAUGAGAAGGGAGAGGAACAGGUAGAACAGGUUUCUACUGAAGGAGAGGCUACGGAUCCCGUGAAUACUAAGCUUUACUUUGGUAAUUUGCCUUAUAGCUGUGACAGUGCUCAACUUGCUGGAAUCAUUCAACAAUAUGGAAGUCCAGAGAUGGUUGAGGUGCUUUACAACAGGGAUACUGGAAAAAGUAGAGGAUUUGGGUUUGUCACAAUGAGCAACAUUGAGGAUGCUAACAGAGUCAUUGAAAAUCUUGAUGGAAGUGAAUACUGUGGGAGGACACUGCGGGUGAACUUCUCGGACAAACCAAGGCCUAGAGAAUCUUUGUAUCCUGAAAGUGAAUACAAGCUUUUUGUUGGGAACUUAUCAUGGUCAGUCACAUCUGAAAGUUUGACAAAAGUGUUCCAAGAAUAUGGAAAUGUGGUUGGAGCAAGGGUUCUAUAUGAUGGAGAGACAGGUAGAUCUCGUGGUUAUGGUUUUGUAUGCUACUCAUCAGAGCCAGAGAUGGAAGCUGCGCUUGAACAUCUUAAUGGAGUGGAGCUGGAAGGGCGAACAAUGCGUAUUAGCCUAGCACAGGGCAAGCGAUCUUGAAUGGAAAAGCAUGCUAUAGAUUUGGGAGCUCACAACCAAUAAAUUUAAUACUAACAUUGAUGAAAUGGAAUGUUACAUUGUUUAGCUUCUACAAAUUCAAUCAUUUUGGAAAUGAUCAAUCCCUUUUCAUUUCUUGCUUUCUAUAAUGCAUUUCCACAAUUACCUUCUAGCUUGUAAGUUAGAAGCUUUCCUUGUAGAAAAUUUAUUAGUAAUUUUCAGUAAUGAUCAAAGUGGUUUUACAUA
This is a messenger RNA of Nelumbo nucifera (sacred lotus), 1189 nucleotides long. RefSeq names its product RNA-binding (RRM/RBD/RNP motifs) family protein. Gene Ontology annotation, molecular function: mRNA binding. Gene Ontology annotation, biological process: chloroplast rRNA processing. Lineage: Eukaryota; Viridiplantae; Streptophyta; Magnoliopsida; Proteales; Nelumbonaceae. Gene Ontology annotation, cellular component: chloroplast thylakoid membrane. The record is from RefSeq and is a predicted model, not a curated record.